AUGUAUGACGAAGAUGAUGCUAAUAAUAAUGACGCUGAACGCCUAUCUCAGUCUCAAAAAUCCUAUGAUCAUUCUUCCUAUUCUCUCCCUUCCAACCAAAAUCGGAACAGCGACAUAAUUAAUAAUAACUAUUUACAUCAACCUCAACAACCAAAUAUAUCGAAAAGUUCCAACAAUAGCAGCAUUGACCCAAGCACUAAUUCUGAAAGAUAUAGUAAAAUAUUUCCGGAUUUAUUCUCAAAUUCUCCAAAUAACUCUUUUAGAAAUUCUAUUUCAAAACGUAGCUCUAAUAUUAUACACCCUCAUCAAACCCCUACCCAGAGAAGAGAUCUCGACUUUGAGGAUUUUAAUCUAAAUAGUGAUCAACACGAACCCUUAAACGCUCAUCGACAUAAAUCUUAUUUUUCAACAUCUCCUCAAUCUUUUUCUUCACAGGAUAUUCCUGAUAAUAAUAAGAGUGAACCCCUAUUUUUAAAAAAGAGAAAAAAAGUAAUCUGCUUGUGUUGUGGAGUUUUAGCUUUAAUAAUAUUUAUCAUGAUUCCUAUCUUUUUGUUUGUGAUUGCUCCUGCCAUCGCUCGAAAUAUUGUUGCUGAAUCAAAAAUAUCAUUCAAUAAUGUAAAAUUAUCUAACAUUUCUGAAGAUAGCUUUUCCUUGUCCUUCACCGGUGCCGUCUCAAAUACUGGUCCGCUCUCGGCAUCCAUAUCAAUUCCUAGUGGUGUUACUAUCUCUUUUAAAAAUGUUACAUUAGGUAGAAUGGCUUUGGACACGAUUAACACCACACCUUUUAAUGGUGCUACUCUUGAAGAUACAGAACUAUUUAAAAUAGUGGACAAGAGUGCUUUUACAACCUUUAGUAAAUUUAUGUUGACUGAAAAAGAAUUUACCUGGCAUUUAGAAGGAAAUUCUAUGAUUAAAGUUUCUGGUUUGACCAUUAACGACAUUGAAUUAUCAAAAGAUGUUACUUUGAAUGGAAUGAAUGAUUUUCCAAAUGUAACUGUUAAUAGUUUUGAUGCACCUUAUGACCAUCCUGAUGGUGGAAUUGCGAUCUUUAUUAUAUCCACGAUAAAUAAUCCUUCCCAAAUUAGUGUUGAAUUAGGUGAUAUAAUGUUUGAUAUUGAUCACAUGAAUCAAACUAUUGGUCAAGUUUUUUCAAAAAAUUUCACUCUUAUGUUGGGUGAUAACAAACUUUCUUUAGAAGGUCGUUUGUUACCUCAAAAUUCACCCGCAGGAGUAGCGGCUGUCAGUGAUUUAUUUUCAAAAUUUAUUACUGGUGAAGAUUCUUUAAUUAAUGUUGUUGCUAAGACGGUUAAACCAAAUAAUUCUGCUGCUCCAAUCUCUUGGCUUCAAGAUGCAUUUAACGGAACUGUGUUGAAUGUAAUUUUUCCAGGAAGCAAAAAUCUUAGCAUUAUUCAUGACGUUUCCAUAAAUUCUUUAGACCUUGUGUUUAAUGUAAUGGAUCAAUACACUCCUCUUGCAUCAUCAUCAUUACUCACCGCUUCCUUUAGUAUUCCAUUUGGAUUUCAACUUUAUGUACAGCAAAUUUCACAGGAAAUUGAAUUAUUUGAUGGUCAAACAGAAUUAGCGACACUUAGUAUCCCAUAUACUCCAGCUUCUGGUGACUCUAAAUCUGGAAAUCUUACUUCAAGUUUUGCUCCAACUCAAUUUAAAGUAAUUCCAGGAUCUGAAGAAAUUUUUAAUGAUUUUGCUAAAAGAUUAACGUUGGAGGAAAGUGUCACACUUAAAAUGAAAGGUAUAGCAAAUGUGAUGUCCAAUACUUCGAUUGGUAAUGUAACGAUUGAAGGAAUAAAAUUCGAUGUCCAAACAACACUUCGAGGAAUUCAAGGUCUUACAUCAUCACCAACAGUAAUCAAUUCUUUAAAAGUUACCGGUGGAUCUAAUGAUCAUAUAAACAUUGAAUUAUCAGUUAGUUUAUCAAAUCCAUCAAACGUUAAAAUCGUUCUUAAUAGUGAUGUCACAUUUGAUUUGAUAUGUAAUGAAACAAGAAUCGGUAAUGUUAUAAUACCAAAUCUUGUACUUGAUCGUGGUGAAAACAACCUUACAGUUCUUGCUCAAUUUUCACCAAAUGGUGACGAAGAACAACAAGUUGGUCGGAAUUUGUUGAAUAAUUUCUUGGCAGGGAAAACAAAUAAUGUAACGAUCAAAGGAAAUAAAAAUUCUACUUCAUUAGAACCUUUACGAAAAGCUUUUGAAACUAUAGAAUUGACAACUGUGAUGCCUGGUCUUGUGACAGAAACUCCAAUAUUAAAGAAGGCAUUUUUCUCAAUUAGAUUUAAUUCAUUGUUUGAUCGAAAAGGGAAGGCUUCAAUUGAAAUAUUUAAUCCGUUAGCCACUGUGAUAAGAUUUUUAAAAAUUGAUGCGAAUGUUAUGGUGAAAGAUGAAUUAAUUGGAAUAAUUAAUCAACAAUUUAAUGAAAGUACUCAAAUUGUGGUUCAAAAUGGUCAAAGUCUGAUAACAAAUGAUAUGGAACUGGACUUGAAAAUUAGUGUUAAAGCUAUAAAGAGUUUAGUGGAUGCUGUACAUGGUGACUUGAAAGUUAAUGUCACAAGUAAUAUUUCAAUUAGUGUUGGUGACGUUAAUGGCGGAUUUGUUACUGAUAUCAAUUACUCACAAAAUGAAGUACCAACAGAACUUAAAAAUAAUAAAACUCGAAAUGAUUUAAUACCAUUUUUUAAUUAUUAA
Cetraspora pellucida is the source of this 2700-nucleotide messenger RNA. Lineage: Eukaryota; Fungi; Glomeromycota; Glomeromycetes; Diversisporales; Gigasporaceae. The record is from the annotation of a GenBank genome assembly.